Messenger RNA from Ylistrum balloti, 345 nucleotides. RefSeq lists its product as uncharacterized. The transcript has a single exon. Bases 1 to 345 code for a protein of 114 amino acids. The record is from RefSeq and is a predicted model, not a curated record. Lineage: Eukaryota; Metazoa; Mollusca; Bivalvia; Pectinida; Pectinidae.
AUGUCCCAAUAUUUGCUGCAAGCCAGGAGUGAAUCUACAGUGUCCAAGUACUUUUCAUAUUUCCGGAAGUGGGAGGAUUUUAUUGUGCGAGAGCACGCGUGUGCAUUACCGGCCCAGCCAAUAUACGUGGCCUUACAUGUGUCUUACCUGUUGGACAAAGGGAGUUCUUACAACGUCGUUAACGCCGCUGUAUAUGCAAUCAAAUGGGCCCACAGCAUUAGUAGCUUGCCUGAUCCUACAGAGAACGGUUUUGUCAAAAGCAUGGUCGAAGCAGCCAAACGUCAGGAAAGGACCCCGCGCGUGAAGAAAGACUGUCUCGUCGGAACUGUUAAUACAACUUUGUAA